Messenger RNA from Chlorella variabilis, 3228 nucleotides. RefSeq lists its product as hypothetical. Lineage: Eukaryota; Viridiplantae; Chlorophyta; Trebouxiophyceae; Chlorellales; Chlorellaceae. The transcript is spliced from 16 exons. The coding region runs from base 1 to 3228 and encodes 1075 amino acids. The record is from RefSeq and is a predicted model, not a curated record.
AUGCCAGCUGAGCUGCAGGGCUGCCCAGCCGUUUAUUUUGCCCGCUGCAGCAAUGCAAGCAAUGAUGGUGCCAGCAGCGAACCUCAGCAAGCACAGGAGGAACCGGGGGUGUCAUGCUCCCUGCUGCCAACCGGGCCAUCCCUGUCGCACCUGCACCUACUGCUGACGCAUGUGCUGGCACCAUUGGUCGCUGGGUAUGGGAAUGCGGAUGCCAAGGAUGGCGGCAACAGUGACGACAAUGACGGCACAGACGCAGCAGCGGCGGCAGAAGCAGCAUUGGGGCAGGGUAACAGCCGCGGGAACGGCAACAGCAACAGCCGUGGCGGCAGCGUCAUUAGCAGCAGCGGUAUCCCCACAGAUGUGCAGGCUGAGCUGCUGGUAGCUGUCCACAAGUUUGCGGCACAGGUGGCGUCCUGCGCCAAACAUGUGCGCAGCGAGGUGGCGGUGCAGCUUCCGGCGGCGGACCUGCGGGAUGUGGCGGCAGCGGCACGCAGCGAGGAGGCUGUGCUGGCAUGUGAGCGGUGCAUGGAGGAGUGGGUGAGGGCGGCAACGGGCGUGCUUCAGAGGGAGAGCGCAGUGCGGCCUGCAGGCCGGGGCCCGCUGGCGGAGCUGGAGUUCUGGCAGGCGCGGGCCGAGGUGUAUGGCGGGCUGCUGGAGCAGCUCAGCGUGCCCGCCGUGCGCGCCGCGCAGGGCGUGGUUGAGGCGGGCAGCCUGGAUCACAACCUGGCCGCCUCCUUCCGCGCCCAGCUGUCGGAGCUGACCCGGCUGGCCAUGGAGGCUCGCGACAACGCCCGGUUCCUGCUCACCCUGGAGCGACACUUCAGGGCGCUGGCGGGCGGCGGCCUGCGCGGCGUGGCCGACGCACUGCACCCCAUGCUCAACGCCCUGCGCAUGAUCUGGGUUGUGUCGCGCUACUACGGCGACGAUGUGCACAUGAGCAACUUGAUGGAGCGCAUCGCGCAUGGCCUGCAGGAUCGGCUGGAUGGUGCGUUGGACAUGGGCAGCCUGUUCCGCGCCCCCGCGGCGCAGUCGCUGGAGCUGGUGCGCACGUGCCGGGCCAUUGCCGAGGGGUGGCAGGCGCACUACAUGGCGAUGCGGGAGAAGAUAGAGGCCUCGGGGCACCACGCCCGCUGGGAGUUCAGCAAGCAGCUGCUGUUUGAGAGGACCAACCACGCGGCAGAGGUGUGCGGCGAGCUGGCGGGCAUGGUGCAGGCCGUGGACGACUUCCGCCAGUUCCUGGGGCCGGAGCUCAAGGCGGUGACGGGGGACACCAGCGUGAUUGACGAGGUGUCGGUCAUGGUGCAGGCCAUGGUGGAGCCUGUGGAGCGGGUGGGGUUCAACCCUCUGGACCGGGCGGCCGCCGCCGAGUGGCGCGCGGUGCGCCAGCGCUUUGCACGAGACGCCGACGACAUCAAGCUGGCCACCCGCGACCUCAUCGACACCUGCUUCCGCAGGCUGCGCAGCAGCCCUCCGUUGACUCGCAACAUGCCGCCUGUAGCAGGCUCCAUCAAGUGGAGCCGCGGCCUGCUGGUGCGGCUGCGGCGCACUUGGAUCCGCCUGCAGGCGCUGAACAACGACCUGGAGGCGCUCGAGACGGGCAGGAGGGCUUCGGAUGCCAUGACAGAGCUGUCCAAGGACAUGCUGCGAUACGAGAAGUCCCGGUUUGCGGCUUGGGAUGCCACGGUGGAUGCAGCCGUAACGGCUGGCCUGCAGCAGCCGCUGCUGUGCCACCAGCCCGCGGCGCCUGGCGUGGACAGCAGCAGCCACCCAGGUUCCGGACAAGCAGGGAGUGAUGGAAGCGGCGGGGCGGUUGCCAUCAACUUCCCACCCGCGCUGCUGCGCCUCAUGCGGGAGGCCAAGUACUUGGAUCAGAUGGGCUAUACGGUGCCGCAGCUGGCAGUCAACCUGGCGCUGCAGGAGGGGCAGAUCAGGGAGCACUUCCAGGCGCUGGGGUCGAUGCUGGAUCGCCACCGGGGCGCCACUGCCUCGCUGCACAGCGCAGAGCGUGCGCUGCUGGUGGAGCAGCUGAUGGGGCUGAAGGCGGCGCUGGAGCCGGGGCUGACCCGCAUCAACUGGACCUCGCUCACCAUCCCGCAGUUUGUGGCGGCGGUGAACAAGGUGGUGGACCAGUUCACAGCUCUGGUGGCGCAGGUGCAGAAGAACACGGCCCUGAUAGAAAAGACAAUCUUCCACAUCACUAGGGCCCGCCUGGUGCCGCCCGAUGCGCCCCUUGCUGAGGGUGUGGAUGAUGUGGGGCUGGAUGUGCCCGACCUUCAGGAGUUUGUGGAGGACUUUGAGCAGCAUCGGCAGCAGGUGGUAGAGGGGCUGGCGGCGCGCUACCGCUCGGUGGGGCCGCUGCUGGUCAAGGUGGAGGAGCUGGUGGCGGGCACCGCCAGCGGCAAGUCGCCGCGGCUGGCCGGGUACUAUGCUUAUUGGGAACGCCGCCUCUUCAGUGCCGUCAACUCUAUGGUGGUGUCAGGCCUGCAGGCCCUACACGCCCGCAUGCAGGCCUGCCGCGGAGGAGGCCAGCAGGAGGCCGCAGACGCCGAAAGCGGCCAGCCCAGCAAGCCGCUCGAAGUGGUGGUGGUGCCGUCCACCGUGGAGGUGGCCAAGGCGCUGCAGCGCCUGCUGCACAACAUGGCAGAGAGCGCCAAGCCCUUUGUGCGCUGGAUGGACGGCACGUGCAUCGAGGCGCCGGAGCAGUAUGUUUAUGGCGAGGAUGCCGAGCCCUUUGUGUUCUCUUUCUUCUCCGACAUCAGCCAGAGCCCCGCCGUCAUCCGCGCCAUGCUGGGAGCGCAGCACGAGGUGCAGCGCGCCGCGACGGGCGUGGGGCGGGUGGCGGCCAGGUGGCACGCGUUUGGCGUGCUGUGGCGGGGCGACCGCGAUGCGUCCCUGGCCAAGCUCAGGACCCGGAAGCCAAAUGUGGCGGCCGCCGAGGAGCGCAUGGCGCAGUACCAUCGGGUCGGGGAGGAGGCGUGGGCGGCCGGCGGCGACCAGGACACGCACUUCAUACGAGUGAGGUGUGCGCCCCUGGCGGCCGCUGUGCGCGACGAGGCGCAGGCCUGGGUGCGGGGCAUAGCCCAGGUGCUGGCAGAAGGGGAUGCGGAGCAACUCGGGGCGCUGCGCCAGCAGGCAAGUGUGUGUGUGGGGGGGCUGACAGCCAACUGCCAACAGACCACCACCUUGCAAGCAUGGCACUGCACAGUACCCCCUCUCUACUUAGCUUAA